This is a messenger RNA of Diatraea saccharalis (sugarcane borer), 1976 nucleotides long. The record is from the annotation of a GenBank genome assembly. NCBI's taxonomy places the organism in Eukaryota, Metazoa, Arthropoda, Insecta, Lepidoptera, Crambidae.
GUUAUGUCCUACGUGUGUCCUAAGAACUUAGCUGAAUUGAAACGAAAUUAAUUAAAACAACUUAUUUCCUGUAAUAAAGUUGAUGGUGUUAAGUGUAGCAUAUAAAUAUGGAUUUAUUUGUAAUCAACAGAUAUAGAGAGACUCCUGAUGAUUUAGAUACAGCUAGUCAAGAAAGAAUAAAUCUAGAAAAAUUAAAGAAAAAUAUUGAAGAAAGAAAAAGAGUCAACUUAAAUUCUAAAAUAUCAGUGGACUGUCUGAAUCCAAUUGAAAUUACAAUAAAUAAUAAUGAGGAAGAUGAUGAUGUCAUAAAGAUAAAUAAUUUUGAACCAGAUAAAAUACAUUCUGAUGAACCAAAUGUAAAGCUACUUGGAAAGAAUAAUGUACACCAUGAGUUCAAAGUUUUAGGUGUAAACGAUUUUGAAAAAAAACCUAAAGUACAAAGAAUACUACCCUAUUGGCUGUCACAUCCUUACAAUGUUUCGAGGGAUUUACAGAGCCAAUAUUUUCCAUUAGAGGACCAAAAUUGGUUACACAAGACAUUGAAAUCAAUUUUGAAUAGUGAAGGUAUAACACAUUUAUUUCCUGUACAAGCUCAAGUCAUCCCAUUUAUCCUUCAAGAACAUUCAUUAUCAAAUCGAUUAUGGAGACAUGAUGUAUGUGUUUCAGCACCCACAGGAAGUGGAAAAACAUUGUCUUUUGUUAUUCCUAUAAUACAAUUACUAUUGAAAGAAACUGGUCAUCAUAUAAGAGCUAUGGUAGUUUUACCUGUUCAAGAGUUGGCAAUGCAAAUUGCAAAAGUUUUUAAGAAAUAUUGUACACGAACUGCUCUAAAAGUGGCUUUGUUGAGUGGGUCUACACCUCUCCAUCAAGAACAGCAAAAAAUUGUCCGGCACACUGAAUCACUAGGAUGGGUGAGUGAAGUAGACAUUAUAGUUUGUACUGCUGGACGAUUAGUAGAACAUAUUCAGAAUACUGAAGGAUUCUCCUUAAAGCAUUUAAAAUUUCUGGUAAUUGAUGAAGCUGACAGGAUAAUGGAUCAUAUUCAAAACGACUGGCUAUAUCACAUGGAUAAACAUAUUAAACUGGAAAAUGAACUUAUGUCUGGAAAAGUUUCAAAUUUGAACUGGGCAACUUUGUCUAAACAAAAAUCACCACCUCAAAAGUUACUCUUUUCCGCAACUCUGUCUCAGGACCCCGAAAAAUUAGAGCAAUGGGGAUUAUUUCAACCGAAAUUGUUUUCGGCCGCACCAAUAGAUAAAUAUGAAGAUGAUGAAUAUAUUAGAAAAUACACAACACCUUCUGAAUUACAUGAGCAAUUUGUCACAUGUAAUGCUGAACACAAACCACUUAUUUUAUAUCAUUUCUUGAUGGACCUGAAAUGGGAUAAAGUGCUUUGUUUUACAAAUGCAGCUCAAACCGCACACAGACUAGCAAUCCUACUCAAUAAAUGGGGUCAAGGAAAUAUUAAAGUUGCUGAAUUGUCUGCAGCCCUAGAUAGAAACAAAAGAGAUGCUGUUUUGAAGAAAUUCACCAAUUCAGAAGUCAAUAUACUCAUCGGCACUGAUGCUUUGGCUCGAGGUAUAGAUGUUCCGGAUUGUAGAUAUGUCAUAUCAUAUGAUCCUCCUAGAAAUAUAAAGACAUAUAUACACAGAGUCGGUCGAACUGGUCGAGCAGGUCGGUCAGGGACUGCUAUAACUAUUCUGCAACAAAAUCAAAUGAAUCUAUUUAUGGAAUUGAUUAAAUCCAGUGGUAAAACAGAAUUACCUCAACUCAAUAUAGAGCCUGAAAAAAUUGAGAAAAUUUUGGAAAGCUAUCAUUCAGCCCUAGAUGAAACUAAAACUAUUAUUCAUGAUGAAAUAAAUUUAAAGGUGAAAAAGUCCAUUCAGUUGAAACGGGGAUUCAACCCACGAAAAAGAAAACACGAGUGAUAAUUUAUAUAAUGUAAUUAUGAAUUAUAUUUUUUCUUUGUAUUGUUA